This is a messenger RNA of Impatiens glandulifera, 2239 nucleotides long. RefSeq names its product cell cycle checkpoint protein RAD17. Lineage: Eukaryota; Viridiplantae; Streptophyta; Magnoliopsida; Ericales; Balsaminaceae. Bases 261 to 2084 code for a protein of 607 amino acids. The record is from RefSeq and is a predicted model, not a curated record. Gene Ontology annotation, biological process: DNA damage checkpoint signaling; DNA repair; mitotic DNA replication checkpoint signaling. The transcript has 12 exons. Gene Ontology annotation, molecular function: chromatin binding.
UUGGCUAGAGCGCGCGGGGGAAGGUCCUCUCUUUUCAUCUUCUCGGGUACGCCAUUCGAGUUUUCCAACGAUACGCGCCUUUUCUCAAACCUCUCAAUCACUAGUUUAUGCCCUUGGUCUCGCUUUCCUUGUUUCCAUCGUCUUCGAUGCGAGUAGUUUUCUAGGGCAGCGUAAUCCUUCGUUUCGUUUUAUCUCAACAAUGGAGGAGGAGACAUCGACUACUCUAAACCUCUGGAGAUAGUUUACUUUUUAUUAUUGUAAUGGGGAAAAGGAAUACGGUUGUUCUCUUGUCAUCAGACGAAGAAGAAGAGAAAUACUAUACAGUCGGUUCAAAGUCUGGUUCUGUACAUGCUACAGUUCCUCGUCUAAAUACCAGAAGAAGAGCUAAGAAAACUCGCAUCUCGGAUUCUUCUCCCGUAUGCUCUUCGGCAGGGUUCAACGAGAUUAAGCUAUUGUGUCAAGAUUUUGACGAAGGAUUCAGGGAAUCUACUGAGUACUGCAGAAGCUUCAAGAAGAAUCUAUGGGUUGAGAAGUACAAACCUUGUUCCUUGGACGAGCUUGCUGUUCAUAAAAAGAAGGUUGAUGAAGUCAAGACCUGGUUUUCUGAGCGAUUGAGAAAUCAGCAGGGGGAAACUUCUCAUAAUGUCCUUAUCAUCACUGGUGCUGCUGGAGUCGGAAAAUCUGUAUGUUGUUUGUAUGACCAAUGGUUGCAGGCAACUGUCCAUGUGGUUGCAUCUCACCUUGGAGCUACUUUGUGUGAGUGGAAUGCACCAACUCCUACAAACUGGCAAGAAUAUGUCCAUACUUCUAGUUCAGGUGUAUGCUACACAUCAAAACUGGAGGAGUUUGAAACUUUUGUGGAGAAAAUAAGGAAAUAUGGAGUGAUCUCCACGUCCCAUUCAACUUCUGGAGAAGCACGGUCCUCAACCAUACUUGUAAUUGAUGAUCUUCCGAUGACAAAUGGAAGAAGUGCAUAUGCAAGGCUUCUCAGGUGCUUGCAUCUUCUAGUGCAAUUUGCUCGCACCCCAACCAUCAUAUUGAUCACUGAGUAUGAUAAAUCAGACUCUUCUGACAACAACCGACAGAAUAUGGACGAGCUUCAAUUGUCACUUCAAAAUGCUGGAGCUUGUAAGGUAGCUUUCAAUCCCAUUACAGUAAAUUCCAUCAAGAAGACCCUUAAUAAGAUAUGCAAAGAAGAGCACCGCUUGUUGAGUGCUGAGCAGAUUGAUUUUCUAGCAAAAUCCAGUGGAGGUGAUAUCAGAAAUGCGGUCACAUCAUUGCAAUACUUCUGCUUGAAACCACGUGCAGGAAUUGCUAAAACUUUCCCUGAUAAGGGAUCCAAUGCGAAUAAUUCGCUUGAAGAAGGAUUUGUUGUACCACUUGGCAAAGAUGAAACUCUCUUUCUUUUCCAUGCGUUGGGAAAAUUUCUGCACAACAAAAGAGAGACAGGAGCUGUUGCGUGUAUGGAAUCAAAUGCAUUCAGGGUGAAGGACAAACUAGCAAGACUUCCACUCAAAAUGGAUGCUCCAGAAACAAUCCUUUGCCAAGCGCAUGGACAAGCAAGGCCCGUUGCUGAUUUCCUACAUGAAAAUGUUCUGGAUUUUCUAGGUGAGGAAGCAAUAGAUGAUGCAUGGGUUAUAUCCUCGUAUUUGAGUGAUGCUGAUAUCCUUGUUGCACAGAAUGGUGGUGGCAUGCUAACAAGACAAAACUAUAAGAUUGAGAACAUUGUAGAGUCUGCAGCAGCAUCUGUUGCUGUUCGAGGGGUGCUGUUUGGAAAUUCUCAUCCAUUGAGUUCCAGGUGGCAUGCCAUUCGACGUCCAAAGUCUUGGCAGGUGGAUCAAUCUUGCUCGCGUAACAAGUUGGAGAUAGCGAGCCAGAGGCAUCAUAUGGCCUAUAAUGGGUGGAGGUCAUGUAAUAUGUCUGUUCUUGCAACCGAGUGGAGACCUGCCCUUAAAUGGCUUCAAUCUAGAGAUUCAAAUGCUUCUUAUAUAGAAUCCGACACAUCAGAAGACGAGAAGCCAAACAACAGCUCAAGAUUAAAGGAGAAUAGUUCUAGCUCAGAAGAUGAAAUUGAAGAUUGGUAGUUUAUAUUUUAACUGUUCAAUAAAAUAGCAAGCCUUUUUUGUAUUUGUAAAUCCUGUAAAAUAUAGUUUUAGUGGGAAAUCCAUUAUCAUCUAUCUCCACCAACAUUUCUAUAUAAUUGGACGAUUCUUUUAAACAUAUCAACUUUUAUGACAAA